Molecule: messenger RNA, 1080 nt
Organism: Adineta steineri
Lineage: Eukaryota; Metazoa; Rotifera; Eurotatoria; Adinetida; Adinetidae
Source: the annotation of a GenBank genome assembly
AUGUCGUCAUCUUCAUCAACAAGAACAUCAUCAUCUACAACGACAACAACAACAAUGACCACUACUCAACAAUCAAGCUGGUCUACUACUGGUAGUAUGAAUAAUGCACGAAGUUACCAUGCAACACUUAUCUUACCAAAUGGAAAAGUGUUAGUCACUGGUGGAAAUAUUAAUCGCACUUACCUGAAUAGUGCUGAAUUGUAUGAUCCAUCAACAGGAACUUGGACAACUAUUGGUAGUAUGAAUACUGUACGAACUAGGCAUACAGCAACAAUGUUAACAAAUGGAAAAGUCUUAGUUACUGGUGGAUUAAGUGAUACUAGUGAUCACAAGACUGCUGAGUUAUAUGAUCUAUCAACAGGAACUUGGACAAUUACUGGUAGUAUGAAUAAUUCACGAACUCAACACACAACGUUAAUGUUAGGAAAUGGUAAAGUGUUAGUUACUGGUGGAUUUGGUCAACAUGGUUAUCUAGAUACUGCUGAGUUGUAUGAUAUUUCAACAGGCAUUUGGGCAAGUACUGCUAGUAUGAAUCAUGCACGGGAACAGCACGCAGCAUUAAUGUUAUCGAAUGGGAAAGUAUUAGUUACUGGUGGAAGUGGUAGUAGUGGUCCAAUGACUAGUGCUGAAUUGUAUGAUCCAGUAACAGAAACUUGGGUGCUUACUGGUAAUAUGACGAAGGAGCGACAUUUGCACACUACAUCUCUGUUAACAAAUGGUAAAGUAUUAGUUACGUGUGGAUAUAGUUAUAGUGGUUAUGUAAAGGAGGUUGAGUUAUAUGAUUCAGCGACAGAGACUUGGUCAAUGACUGGUAGUGUGAAUAAUGCACGAUUUUUACAUACAACAUCUAUUUUAACAGAUGGGAAAGUGUUAAUUACUGGUGGACGGGGCUUUAUCGGUAUUAUGAAUAGUACUGAACUAUAUGAUCCAUUAACAGAAACUUGGACAAUUAUUGAUAGUAUGAAUAAUGCACGAGAAUUGCACACAGCAUCAAUAUUAACAAAUGGAAAAUUGUUAAUCACUGGUGGACGCAAUUAUGAUGAUGAUUUGAAGAGUACAGAGUUGUACUAUCCGUUAUAA